Messenger RNA from Adelges cooleyi (spruce gall adelgid), 2724 nucleotides. RefSeq names its product general vesicular transport factor p115 (gene p115). Gene Ontology annotation, biological process: transcytosis; intracellular protein transport; endoplasmic reticulum to Golgi vesicle-mediated transport. Bases 148 to 2541 code for a protein of 797 amino acids. Lineage: Eukaryota; Metazoa; Arthropoda; Insecta; Hemiptera; Adelgidae. Gene Ontology annotation, cellular component: Golgi stack; Golgi membrane; endoplasmic reticulum. The record is from RefSeq and is a predicted model, not a curated record. The transcript has 14 exons.
UUACAGAUUAAAUGUGUACAGUCUAAUCUGUAAUUUAGUUUGAUAUACAACUGACAACAAAACAAAAUUCAAUAUAGUACAUUAGGUAUAUUUUAAUUUUUUUGUCAUUCGGUGACUUUUUUUUAAAAUAAAUUAAGUGAUUUAUACAUGGAAUAUUUCAAAAGCGGAUUAAAAUCUGUGCUAGGCACGCCUGUAGUAGAUGAACAGCCAUCUGGUGCUGAUAUUGUUGAACGACUAGUUGAACGUGUCCAGUAUUCAACAUUGUUAGCAGACAGACGUGAUGCGUGCAGAGCACUCAAAGCUUUAUCUCGGAAAUAUCGUAUUGAAGUGGGUGCUAAAGGAAUGGAUGCUCUAUGCCAAGUUUUACAACAAGACCGGGCUGAUGCUGAAAUUGCUAGUUAUGUUUUGGACACAUUAAAAAUUGUUAUGAAUAAUGAAAUAUAUGAAGAAGAAGAGAUACCCGAUGUCACUGCUAAAGAUUCCCAUAAGUUAGGAGAACGUUUUACAGAAAUAUUUAUAAAAAAGCAGGAAAAUGUUGGAUUAAUUUUGGAUUAUUUAGAAGAAUUUGAUUUUCAUGUACGGUGGCCAGCAAUCCAGUUGUUGUUAUUGUUACUCACUAAUAAAUCUAAAGAUGUACAAGAAAUAAUUUUGGUCAGUCCUAUGGGAGUUUCUAAGCUAAUUGACAUGUUGAGCGAUAGCCGAGAAGUUAUUCGAAAUAAUUCAGUACUUUUACUAACAUUACUAACUAAAAGUAAUGCAAAUAUACAAAAGAUACUAGCAUUUGAAAAUGCCUUUGAUCGCCUUUUUGAUGUCAUUAAUGAAGAAGGCAAUGCUGAAGGAGGAAUAGUUGUUCAAGACUGUCUUAAUUUUAUGUUAUCAUUGUUGAAAAAUAAUAUUUCUACCCAAAAUUUCUUUAAAGAAGGUAAUUUUAUUUCAAGACUUCUACCUUUAUUACAUUUGCCAGCUGAUGAUGAAUGGCCAUUUCAAAGAGUAAAUAAUGUUCACUCUGUUCUUCAAGUAAUUCGUACGCUUAUUUCCCCUACUAAUCCAGCUCAAGCAACUUCGUCAUGCCAGCAAGCUAUGAAUACAUCAGGAAUUUUAAAAGCUAUGUGUGAUUUACUAAUAGCCAAUGGAGUACCCAAAAAUCCUUUAACAGAAGCUAUAAUUACUGUGGCCGAGCUUAUUCGUGGAAACAAUGAUAAUCAAUCAUAUUUUGAAGCAGUGAAGUCUAACAGUUUACCAUCUAAAGAAGUUCUUGUAUUAUUGUUGUGGUCAAUGUUGAACGAUAAACAACCAUUUGAUAUGCGCUGUGCUGUCUUGUAUUGUUUCCAAUGUUACUUAUACAAAAACGAUAUUGGCAAAAUGAAAAUAGUAAACAAAUUACUACCUACUGAAAAAGAAGUUGCUGAAACUUGUGCUAGUCAACUUUUGUGCCAAGGUUUGUUUUGUAAGGAGCCACUGGGCAUUUGGUUUUCAUCAGUAGCACUGUCACACGCUCUUAUCGAAAACCCAGAUGGAAAAGAAAAAUUAGUCAAUGUCAUGUUAGCCUCUCAACAUGAAAAUCCACCUACUUUGUUGCAACAGAUUAUGAUUUCUAUACAAUCAACUGAUAAUGCACAAAGCAAAAUUGGAUAUUUAAUGUUUUUGUCAACAUGGUUUUCACAUUGUUCUCUAGCUAUUGGACAUUUUCUAAAAAUUAAUAAUGGUAUUCCAUAUUUUAUCACUCAGGCUAACCGAUUGGAAAAUGAAGAAACUGAGGAAAUUGUUAGUGGUUUGAGUACUUUCAUCAUGGGUUUAUGUUUAGCGUUCAAUCCGGAAACUGUGGAUAACUUCAAAAAAGACAACCUAAGACACUUGGUUACCAAACGAAUUGGUAUUGAAACGUUCGUGGACAAACUUAACGAUGUGUCUAGAAAUGAAUCUUACACCAAAGCCAGCAAACACCCUCAACCUACAGCAAAUGAUCACACCGGUCUGCUCUUGGACUACGAGUUUUGUAAAUUGUUCAAAAUGUUGGAAGGAAUGGUGAUGAGAACGUUAAAUACACAACCCGAACAAGAAGAACACGAAAAAUCUUUUGUGAACCUAAAGCAAAUUGAAGAGCUCAAUGUUACUGUGGAAAGUUUGAAAACCGAAUUGGCGGAAAAAACCAAUAGGAUUGAAGAACUAUGUAGGUUAGCCAAUGAUUUUAGAGACGACACGGAUCGGUUAAAAGCAGAGUUGUUUAAAAUUCAAGAGAAUCACAUUGCUUUAAUGCAUGCUUACCAGCAGAAGGAGAACGAACUGGAAUCUUACAGACGACUACUUGAAAUGCACGGAAUUUGGAAUGAUCCUAAUCCUCAACCGGAAAUGGCGUAUGUACCACAAAACAAUGAUCCGCAGCAACCGCAAUUACAACAGUAUGAAAACGGUGACAUGUACCAACAGCAACAAGACCAAUCAAAACAACAACAACAGCAAGAUGAACAACAGCCGGACCAGCAACAACAAUUACAACUACAGCACCUAGCCAAAUUGUUCAGAAACGACUUAAACGUGUAAAAGAAUAAUAUUGUCCGUUUCAACCUUCGUUGUUUUUUUAUAAUGUAUUAUAAAAAGAACCAAGAACUGUAUCUUUAUACUGGUAAUUUUUUUUUUAAUACUUUGAUACAGAUUUUAGGCUUCGAUAUUUAUUUAUACAUUUUUAACGAUUUCUUUAUUGCGUUAAAGGUAUUUUAAGAAGAA